UAGCAGGAUGCUUGUAGCCUGGUAGAGAGUGAGUGGCCGCCCCAGGCUCGAUGCCCCUGGCCAGGCCGCCCUAUGGAGCUCGAGAAUAUUGUAGCCAACACCGUGUUGCUGAAAGCCAGAGAGGGUGGCGGGGGAAACCGGAAAGGAAAAAGUAAAAAAUGGCGUCAGAUGUUACAGUUUCCACAUAUUAGUGAAUGCGAGGAGUUGAGAAGAACCCUUGAGAGGGAUUAUCACAGUCUUUGUGACAAACAGCCAAUCGGUCGCCGUCUUUUUCGCCAGUUUUGUGAAACAAGACCAGAGCUUUUACGAUGUGUCCGAUUUCUUGAUGCAGUGGUUGAGUAUGAAGUUUCACCUGAUGAAAAACGCAGAGAAUGUGGGAGGCAGCUGAUUGAAAAGUAUCUCAGUAGUUCGAGUGAAGACUACAUCUCCGAGGUUCCUAUAGAGCUGGUCAGUGGCUGCAUAGAGAGCCUAGAAAGUGAGCCUUGCAAAGAACUUUUUAAAGAUUGCUCCAAGCUUGUUCAUGACUUCCUCAGUAUGGCUCCAUUUUCAGAUUACAUAGAUAGCUUAUAUUAUAACCGCUUCCUGCAGUGGAAAUGGCUUGAGAGAGGACCCGUUACAAAGAACACAUUCAGACAGUACAGAGUUUUGGGCAAGGGUGGCUUUGGCGAGGUAUGUGCGUGCCAAGUGCGAGCAACCGGGAAGAUGUAUGCUUGCAAGAAAUUAGAGAAAAAACGCAUUAAGAAACGGAAAGGCGAGUCCAUGACUCUGAAUGAGAAACAAAUCCUAGAGAGAGUCAACAGCAGGUUUGUAGUUAGUUUGGCUUAUGCGUAUGAAACAAAAGAUGCUCUCUGCCUGGUGCUCACAUUGAUGAACGGAGGAGAUCUGAAAUUUCACAUUUACCAUAUGGGUGAAGCUGGAUUUGAAGAGGAUCGCGCAGUAUUCUAUGCAGCUGAAAUUUGCUGUGGGCUACAGGAUUUACACAGUGAGCGAAUAGUGUACAGAGAUUUGAAACCUGAAAACAUUUUGCUGGAUGAUGACGGGCAUAUUAGAAUCUCAGACCUUGGGCUUGCUGUUCAAAUCCCGGAAGAUCAGACCAUCAAAGGCAGAGUAGGCACUGUUGGCUACAUGGCACCGGAGGUAGUUAGGAAUGAGCGAUAUACAUUCAGCCCAGACUGGUGGGCACUUGGCUGUCUAUUGUAUGAAAUGAUCGAAGGACAAUCUCCGUUCCAGCAAAGGAAAAGGAAGAUAAAACGAGAGGAAGUGGAACGCCUGGUUAAGGAAGGGCAGGAGGAUUAUUCUGAUAAGUUCUCUUCAGACGCAAAGUCUCUCUGUACCAUGUUGCUAUGUAAAGACCCUAAGCAGCGUUUAGGAUGCUGUGGAGGAGGUGCUCAGGAAGUAAAAGACCAUCCACUGUUUAAAAAUAUUAAUUUUAAGAGGCUUGAAGCUGGGAUUUUGGAGCCGCCUUUUAAACCAGAUCCUCAGGCCAUUUAUUGUAAAGAUGUUCUGGAUAUAGAACAGUUCUCUACUGUAAAAGGGGUGGAAUUGGAGCAGACUGACAGUGACUUUUAUCUCAAGUUUGCCACCGGCAGUGUGUGCAUCCCCUGGCAGAAUGAGAUGAUUGACACUGAUUGUUUUUGGGAUCUGAGUGCGCUGCCCACAGAUGGAGGCACUCCCCCUGAUUUAGACUGGAGGGGGCUUCCUUCACCAGAGCCAAAAAAAGGCCUGCUGCAGCGGUUUUUUAGCAGACGGGAAUGCUGUGGCAAUUGUAGUGACAGUGAAGAUGAACCAACUCGCCUAUAGCUCUCACGGAACCUCAGAAGAUUUCUCAAAGUUGAACCAGUUUACAAUUUUUUGCACAUUCAUAGCCAUACACUCCUGCUUAAAGGGGUUACAGAACAGUGCCUCCAGUUUCUCCCGGAGCCGGUGUGUUAAAGAUAAUAUUGUAAUGUCUAAAUUCAGAUGUAUAACUAUAGGAAUGUAUAUUUUCAGUGGUUUUAAAAAUCCUAUUCCCAUCUUAUAGACUUCAAUAACACCACAUACCCUUGCUACCAGAGGCCAAAGGACUAUUACACUGGCCAAGCAAGAACAACUAUGCUUAAGGAAAUAUCCUCGAAAAAGUUGAAUCCUUUGUUUGUGUAUGUGUGUUAAGAGAUUUUUAUUUUAUUUUUUAGCAUAUUUACAUAUAUGUCAAAUAAUAAGUUAAUGAAACGAACAUUUUCCUCUACAAAUCAAAAUUUUAAGAAUAGAAAUGGCUCCAAUAUAUUGUGCAUUUCAUUUUUUUUUCGUUUAAAUUAUAUAUACAUGUAUAUUUUUUUUUAUUUUGUUUUGUUAAUGAAUACCUGCUGAAACUCAGAAAAAAAAUGUGAAAUAACUUUUUUUUUAACAAAAAACAUAAAAACCAAUGAGCUAUAUAUCAUAAACCCUAAUUUAUUUACAUUUUUUUUGUGUCUCACACUGGUAACUUAGUGUUUUAAAAGCAAAUGUUUGUUUUGAUAUUUUGUCCUGUUAAAUCACACAUUAUUUAUGCAUUCAAGGACCAUAGUAGGCGAAUAGAAGUCAAUUCUACCUGUCAAUUCUUCCAGAAUAGUUGAAAGGACCAUUGUAAGUGGCAAUUUUCAUUGGUUAGAUGCAUGCUUCACUAAAGCUGCAAUAAACCAUUCAUUUUUCAGAGCGUGACACCAGCUGAUAAAAGCAAAUAUUUUUUUUUAUUUUUUUUGCACAGGGUAGAGCAGGGUUUUAGAACUUAUUCCAAGUUCUGUUAUAUGUCCACUCCUCUCAUCCUAGUUGUAGGAGGUAUACCAAAGCACAAAUCACCCACUCCAAUGUGCUGUGAUACAAUAAUAUCAUACUCCUUCUGGUUAUUAGAAAAACAUUCCUAUGCAUAGCUUUGCUUCUUGUGCAUAACUCAUCUUUGACUUUUUUUUUUUUUUUUUUUUUAAGCAUGCAAAAAGGCCUAUAUCUACUCUUACUCCUAUUACUUGGUAGAGGUGUGGAAUAUAAAGCCUUACAAAUGAUUCUGACACAUGUGCCUUUGUACUUGUUUCCAGAGCACUACUUUCUUCCCGUGCUGCUGCUGUCAAAAUUUUUUUUUUUUAAUUUUUUUUUUUUAAUUUUUUUUUUUGUUAAUGGGUUUAGUAUAGCACUCAAGUAAUUUCCCAUCUUUGAGGAUCUGACUUGUUUUAUUUGUAUUUUUGUUUUUCUUUCUGGAUUUUAUACAUUUUUUUUU
This is a messenger RNA of Pelobates fuscus (common spadefoot toad), 3226 nucleotides long. It is a transcript of the gene GRK6, whose product is annotated as G protein-coupled receptor kinase 6. Gene Ontology annotation, cellular component: cytoplasm. The transcript is spliced from 16 exons. Lineage: Eukaryota; Metazoa; Chordata; Amphibia; Anura; Pelobatidae. The record is from RefSeq and is a predicted model, not a curated record. Gene Ontology annotation, biological process: regulation of signal transduction; signal transduction; protein phosphorylation. The coding region runs from base 73 to 1800 and encodes 575 amino acids. Gene Ontology annotation, molecular function: ATP binding; G protein-coupled receptor kinase activity.